GCUGAGAGUGGCGCGUUCGAUACGUUUUCAUUGUGUCUCGUCGAUAUAGAUUCCGGGCUAUCAAAAGACGUGACAUAAAAGUUUUCAAACGUGCUUCAAAAUUCAAACGAUUUCAAGUCUCCAAACAUAAUUUGUGAAGUUUUCAAUGAUAUUAACUUAACGUUAAUACCAAAAUUCUCAAGUUUUCAACCAAAGGGUUUCAAACAUUAAUUCGGGUUCUCAAUAAUGGCAACCGGCGGUAGGCCGGAUGACCAACAUCAGGCAAUGAUUAGCAAUGCUCCUGGCAGUUUUAAUGAAUUUAAAACUCAUCUAGAUGUUUGCAGGAGUUCCAGUGACGUUAGCGACGUGAGUUCUUCAGCGUCAUCGACUUUCUCCGUCCGGAAUGCAAGAGUGAAGUUGGAGCUGGCACGCCUAAAGGCCCGUCAAGAAGAACUCUCAGCUUUAGAAAACGACUUGCGUAAGCUUCGGACAAGACACGCUUUACAGGCUGCUGAAACAGAAUCAAAGGUUUGGGAAAUGAGCGAUGACGAAUUUUUUCGCUGUGCCAGGGCGAAGCGAAAAAUGCCAUUGAUCAUUGCUCAAUGAUGGAACCGAG
Messenger RNA from Styela clava, 595 nucleotides. Lineage: Eukaryota; Metazoa; Chordata; Ascidiacea; Stolidobranchia; Styelidae. The record is from RefSeq and is a predicted model, not a curated record.